CCGGCAGACCCCCCGCCAUCCUACGAUGAGUUGCGCAACAUGCCCACGCCCGUCCACGCCAGCACCACGCCCAAUGCCGCCCCAGAACCCUCACGGUCGCCGCGCCGACCGCCGGGCCCGCCGCCGCUGCUGCCGCUCGACGUCCCCGCCCUGACCCAGCUGCGGCACAAGCGCGUCGUGCUGGCCUCCGCGUCGCCCAGGCGAAAGCAGCUGCUGAGCAUCCUCGGCCUCAAGUACGUCGAGAUCGUCCCGUCGACGUUCAAGGAAGACCUCCCCAAGUCGCUGUCCCCCUACGAGUACGUCCUCGAGACCGCCACGGAGAAGUGCCGCGAGGUCUACACGCGCGAGGUCAACAAUGAGGAAAAGGGCGAGCCGGCCCUCGUCAUCGCCGCAGACACCAUCAUAAUAAGCGCAAAGGGGCGCAUACUCGAGAAGCCGCGGAAUCCCCAGGACCAUCUCGACAUGCUGAAGAUGCUGCGCGACGAGGGCGCACACAGGGUCUCGACCGCCGUGGUCGUCAUGAAGCCCCUGGAGAACCCCAUUGACCCGGGCUACGCCAUGGAGAGCCAUGUCGAGAUCACGUCGGUCAAGUUCGACGCCAAUGUGUCGGACGCGACUCUGGUGGCCUACGUACGAACGCGCGACGGCAACGACAAAGCCGGCGGCUACGGCAUACAAAGCGCCGGAUCUAUACUCAUUGAGAAGAUCGAGGGAGCGCACGACAACGUGAUAGGACUACCGUUGCGCGUUACGCUGGGCCUCAUUGAAAAGGUCAUGGUGCCCGAAGAGGGCCUGGACGACAACAUGGACAACAUGUUCGGCGAC
Molecule: messenger RNA, 825 nt
Organism: Paraphaeosphaeria sporulosa
Lineage: Eukaryota; Fungi; Ascomycota; Dothideomycetes; Pleosporales; Didymosphaeriaceae
Product: Maf-domain-containing protein
Exons: 3
Molecular function (GO): nucleoside triphosphate diphosphatase activity
Source: RefSeq, a predicted model, not a curated record